CAUAACGCCUCACCGCAUGAUGACCAGGUGGGCACUGGUGGUGUUUAUGGUCCUGAUGUUGGAUAGGGUCCCAGGAACCCCUAUCCCCACCUUCCAGCUCCUCCCUCAGAACUAUCCGGAGACAACUCCCAGCUCUGUGUCCUCAGAGAGCCCCUCAGAUACCACCACUGGGCCCUCAGCUUCCUGGAGCAACUCUAAAGCCAGCCCUUACCUGGACACCCGUGUCAUACUCUCCCUGGAUGUCCCCAUUGGCCUCCUGCGGAUCUUACUGGAACAGGCUCGGAACAAGGCUGCCAGGAAUCAGGCUGCUACUAAUGCCCAAAUACUAGCCCGUGUUGGCCGCCGCUGAGACUGGGGAAGGGGUCAUAAAGAUGGGGUGACCUUGGAUGAGAAGUUCUGGAGGACAGCCACAAAGCCGGACAGUAGGCCAAGAGCAUACACAGAGAUCGCCGUAGUGGAUCACUGCCAUAGCUUCCAAGUAUCUACAGUGUGUUUAGGCAGCUUGGCCAUAUAGUGUCUUGCCAUGUUUCUGAGCCCCUCACGCCCCUCACACUUAAUAAUAUGUUUGGGCAUCUUGGACACUAGCAUGUAUGUUCAAUAUGUAGAAUCUUGUCGUGCCUAGCUGUGUCUGGCUUUCACAGAGCAUCUAGAUACCACCACGUGAGCUCCAUCAUUAAAGGUAAAGGAGACCCCAGUGUUGCACCUGAGAUCCACCUAAGGCCCAUAGGCCUGGGCCUCCCACCUGAGGCUGCUACACCAGAGACUGCUGCGGGCGAGGGUCACGUGCUUGUUCUGUGGUUUUGCUUUUGUUUUUAAAGACAGUCUUGCAAUGGAAUCCUCGAAUGUCCUAGAACUUGCUAAUAGCAAUCCUUCUGCCUCA
Rattus rattus (black rat) is the source of this 880-nucleotide messenger RNA. It is a transcript of the gene Ucn2, whose product is annotated as urocortin 2. Gene Ontology annotation, biological process: hormone-mediated signaling pathway; digestion; adenylate cyclase-activating G protein-coupled receptor signaling pathway. The record is from RefSeq and is a predicted model, not a curated record. NCBI's taxonomy places the organism in Eukaryota, Metazoa, Chordata, Mammalia, Rodentia, Muridae. Gene Ontology annotation, molecular function: corticotropin-releasing hormone receptor 2 binding; hormone activity. Gene Ontology annotation, cellular component: extracellular region. The coding region runs from base 17 to 349 and encodes 110 amino acids. The transcript has 2 exons.